AAGAAGGUUUCCUUAACCUACUAACACACCAUGCAAGGCGCCAGAGUGUUCGUAUUAAUUUGUUUAAUUAAAUUUGUUUUUGGAUGUGAACCAUUUGUAUACCAUUACCAGAACAUAUACUGCAACGCUGAUUAUGUGUUUUCCGGAUACGUUCAAGAAUCAUCAGAAACAUACACUGCGUCCAUUUUUCAAGUUCGAGUUACAUCAAUGAUUAAGGGACAACUAGCCAACAAAGGAGAGAUAAUAACAGUGUAUGGUAGAGGAUGGGGACAUUCUUGUGGCCCAACAUGGCUUAGACUCAACAAGGAAUAUAUCUUAUAUGUUUCCAUUGAGGACGAGGCAACCAACAAACUACAAAUAACUGGGCAACAAGAAUUCAACCAGAGCACUGUAGGCAUAAUAAGGAGUUACGACUGCGCUUGUAAAGUCGAGAUCAACCUUCCACAACAAUCAAUUCCUAACAGUAAUGUCCCUGCCAGUCAAAAAUGUGUGAUCACAGAGCGAGAAUGGGAUUGUACAUUCCAAAAUGGAUACUGUGGACGCACGCGCUGUAGAGGUCAAUCACGGUGUGGGUCAAGUGAUUGUCAGUGGUUUCCAGGAGCGUCCAUUUGCUGAAAGUUGUAAGAGAUUUAGAAAAUAAAACGUAAUUGUGAUAAAUAAA
Molecule: messenger RNA, 661 nt
Organism: Saccostrea cuccullata (small rock oyster)
Lineage: Eukaryota; Metazoa; Mollusca; Bivalvia; Ostreida; Ostreidae
Exons: 5
Coding region: 31-615 (194 amino acids)
Source: RefSeq, a predicted model, not a curated record